AUGGAGAAGAAAAAACUGCGGCGCCAAAGAAAAGAAAACCAAAGGAAGGAAAAAAAAAAGGCGGCUGUUGGGGGAAGGAAAAGAAAUACAGGCGCAGGAAGGAGGGAUUGGGAGUGGGGACCAGCUCUCGGUACUCCGUACGAAGGUGGCUCUUUCAAGAUCGACAUCACUUUGCCUGACGGUUACCCUUUUGAGCCUCCCAAGAUGCAUUUUGCCACUAAAGUAUGGCAUCCUAACAUAAGCAGUCAAAGUGGAGCAAUAUGCCUGGAUAUCCUGAAAGACCAGUGGAGCCCAGCACUUACUCUGAAGACGGCUCUCCUUUCUGUACAAGCAUUACUCUCUGCUCCAGAACCUGAUGACCCCCAAGAUGCUGUUGUAGCACAACAGUAUCUUAGAGACUACCCAACAUUUACGGGCACAGCUCGUUAUUGGACCGAAGCAUUUGCCAGGACCUCGUCUCUUGGUGUUGAGGAGAAGGUACAAAAACUCAUGGAGAUGGGCUUUCCUGAAGCUUUAGUUAGGAGUACCCUAGCGAGUGUUGACGACGAUGAAAACAUGGCUCUUGAAAAGCUUUGCACUGGCUAG
Messenger RNA from Fraxinus pennsylvanica, 585 nucleotides. The record is from the annotation of a GenBank genome assembly. NCBI's taxonomy places the organism in Eukaryota, Viridiplantae, Streptophyta, Magnoliopsida, Lamiales, Oleaceae.